Messenger RNA from Ctenocephalides felis (cat flea), 300 nucleotides. RefSeq names its product hrp65 protein-like. The coding region runs from base 16 to 255 and encodes 79 amino acids. The record is from RefSeq and is a predicted model, not a curated record. Gene Ontology annotation, molecular function: RNA binding. The transcript is spliced from 2 exons. Lineage: Eukaryota; Metazoa; Arthropoda; Insecta; Siphonaptera; Pulicidae.
UAUAAUUAUGAACACAUGCUCCAGCAGAAGCUGCAAACCCUCGCCGGACCAGUGCUGGAUCUCCCUCCCCUAGACAUGGCAGAGGUUAAAUUCACAGGCCGUGGCAGGCUCUAUGUUGGCAAUCUGACCAACGACGUUACAGAGGAAGAAAUUAUCGAAAUGUUCAAACCCUAUGGAGAAACCAGCAAACAUUUCAUCAACAAGGAGAAUUCAUUCAUUUGGAUUCAUCCGCAUGGACUACAGAGUCAAUGCUGAGAAGGCAAAGCGUGAAUUGGAUGGCAGCAUUCGUAAAGGAAGGCC